CCGCCCUCCGUCUGGUCUCCGCCCCCAGGACCCGCAGCCGCGAGCUCCUGAGCGCGGCUUCCUGGGCCAGCGGCGCGAUGGGCUGCAGGAACUCCACCGCUACCAGCUCGGGCGCAGGCCGAGGCCCUGCGGGAGCAGCUAAAGAUGUAGCAGAAGAAUCGAUAACAGAAGAUGACAAGAGGAGAAACUAUGGAGGAGUAUAUGUUGGCCUUCCAUCUGAAGCUGUCAGUAUGGUGUCCAAUCAAACCAAGACUGUACGAAAAAAUUAGAGGAAAAUAACAUCCCGACUCAAUAAUCAAGAGCUUGCUCAUCAAUUUGGAAGGAGUUAGGCCCCAGGGACAUUUCAACGUGCACAGACAUUCCCAAGGAAAUUCUAAAGUCACCCCCUCCCCAAUCCUAAGUAAAAGAAAGCAUGGGCGCAGUUUGCAGUGUCAGCAGAGGGAUCUGGUUAGGCAGUGUGCUUUUUAUGGACUCUGUGGCUCGCCCAGGAAUACAAGGGCAGACUGUCCGGAGGCCGUUGUCCAGCCUGGACUGUCGUGCUCCAGCACUGUCACUGGCCACUCAGCACGGCUUGUGGAUGUCAUGUCUUUUCUCUGAUACUUUUUGGAUAAUUUUUAUAUAACAAAAUCCUUAUUCUAUUUAUAACUUUAGAUAAUAAGGCAUUAUAAAUGCAUUACCUAAAGUAAAAUAUUUGGCCUCUUAUCUUUCACUAUUUCUACUUCACAUUAAUUUUUAGCUGUAAAAUUGGUAAAUGGAUUCUUACUACUAUCUCUUUCCCUUUUUUACUAUUUGGUUUUCUAAUUUGAUUUAGAUGUUAGAGAAUUUUCUUUAUUUGAAACAUUGUAUAGCACUGCAGUA
Messenger RNA from Marmota monax (woodchuck), 858 nucleotides. RefSeq names its product overexpressed in colon carcinoma 1 protein-like. The record is from RefSeq and is a predicted model, not a curated record. Lineage: Eukaryota; Metazoa; Chordata; Mammalia; Rodentia; Sciuridae. The transcript has a single exon. The coding region runs from base 78 to 269 and encodes 63 amino acids.